Messenger RNA from Podarcis raffonei (Aeolian wall lizard), 3390 nucleotides. It is a transcript of the gene TRNP1, whose product is annotated as TMF1 regulated nuclear protein 1. Gene Ontology annotation, biological process: regulation of cell population proliferation. Gene Ontology annotation, cellular component: nucleus. The record is from RefSeq and is a predicted model, not a curated record. Bases 579 to 1154 code for a protein of 191 amino acids. NCBI's taxonomy places the organism in Eukaryota, Metazoa, Chordata, Lepidosauria, Squamata, Lacertidae. The transcript has a single exon. Gene Ontology annotation, molecular function: DNA binding.
GUUCCGUGCAGAGGCAAGGGGCGUCCGCGGAGGACAAACAGCGGAGAGUCCCCAGGCGGACGUGCGCGAAGGUGAUGCAACCGCCAGGCGGGAAGAGGGGAGCUGGGGUCGGGACUGGCGAAGGGAUGCGCACCGGCUGCAGCCGGGUGGGCGGGCAGGCACCGGGCGGGGAUUCGCCGGCUGAGUGAUGCUCCCACCGCUUCGAUGACUGGCUCAGGGAGGCAUCUCUCAGCCGCCGCCCCUGCCAACACCCCGCCCGCCCUGCCGUCCCGUUAUAAGAGCGCUCGGAGCCGUUCGCCACUUCGCCACAACAUCAUAGACCGGCGAGACCUGCGCCUCGCUGCCGCAGCAGCAACGCCGCCGCCGGCGGUCCCCUGGCUGGAGCCUCGGGGCGGGGGAUCGGGGGAGAGAAAGCGCACCCUGAAUCCCCGAGGCGAUCCUGGGAAGGAGCUCCUUAGCCCCGUCGAGAGCGGAGCCCGGCGCGCCCCGGGCGCCUCGCCAGCAGCAGCAGCCGCGGCGGCGGCUUCUCCAAGGUGCGGCGGGGCGCUCCUCUCGCUCUCCGAAGCGCGCGCGCCUGGAUGCCCGGCUGCGGACCCGCGCCCUCUGCCGGCGAAGCCAUGACGCCGCACAGCCGCUCGGAGGCCGGGAAGCCUGAGCAGGCGGCCGCCGCCGCCAGCCGCGAGCUGGAGUUGCGCGGCGCGGGCGCCUCUGCCUCGUCCCUGCCCGCGGCGGUGCGGGGCGCGUUGGAGCUGGCCGAGGCCCGGCGCCGGCUGCUGGAGGCGGAAGGGCGCCGGCAGUUGGUGUCGGAGCUGGAGAGGCGCGUCGAGCAGCUGCACCGCGUCUUCAUCGAGGCCGAACUGCGCAUGGCCAACCGCGCCGAGAGCCUGGGCCGCCUGGGCAGCGGCGUGGCGCAGGCCGAGCUCUACCUGACCGCGCACGGGCAGCGCCUGAAGAAGAGCCUGCGGCGCUGCAAGAAAGCCAGGCCGCCCGCCUUGCUGGCUUCGGCGCUGGGACUGGGCAGCUGCGUGCCUUGGGCUGACUGCAGAACGCGCCGCGGCCGAGGGGGCGCCCCGGAGCCGCCCGAGUCCCCCUUCAAGAGGAUCCAGCAGGGGGCAGCUCCUUCUCCCCAUCAGCCCCGGCGAACCCGGCCUUAGAAGUGGGGUGGGGCGCUGCACCCCUCUGCCACCCGCUGGGGGGGGGUUGUCGCUAGGAAGGUGGGGUGGAAGGCGACGGGUGCUAGUAAGCGUGCAGAGGGUCUUCCUUGCAGAAUUUUCCUCCAAGGAUGGGGACCGUUUCCCGAGCCCCCCAGAGCAGGAGGGUGUGAUGAUGAUCUUGGUGAGCAUCCUUCCUUCCUUCCCCAUCUGCUUGUGUCAAACAGCUCCCUCCAGGCAGAUCCACGUUAUGCAUUUAAAGCAUACUUAAUGCACAUUUAAAGUAUAUGACUUCCCCCAAGGAAUCCUGGCAACUAUAAUUUGUUAAAGGUGCUGAAAAGGUCUGUGAAGGAGUAAACUACAGUUCCUAGAUUCUUUGGGGGGGAGUUGAAUAUGCUUCAGAUGUAUAGUGUGGCUCUUUUCCAGCUGCUCGUCGUCAUCAGAUCUCUUGGCCUUGGGCUCAACUGUAGGAGACAUCUGAUUCUUAUGACCAUCUCAUUCAUUGACUUUCCUUUGGUUUGGAUAAGUUUGGCUUGCAACCAGCCCCAGAUUCAGCUGCUGCUCUGCUGCUCUUGAACUGGUCUGCUGAAGCUUUGAAGUUGUUCCAGAACUGGCUUUUUUGCUCUGACGGUCAGAGGGUGAGAUGAUGGUGAGAACCAGUCCUAGACUGCUGGCCUUUAGGAAGCAAAAAACAGCACCUUCUGCUCCUAGCCAAUGAGUCCUUUUUACCAGGAGUCGAGCAGUUGGGUGCUUCAGUUUUGACUUUUAGCAAUGUCUGUUACCACAGGAGGCCUCUGCACUGCAUUCUAGAGAGGACCCAGAGCAAAAUGGGCGGCAUGGAUAUGUCUAGGCAGCCAUUUUGGCAGCAGCUGGAGAGAGGCUGUUGAGUCUGCUGGUUCUUAUGCAAUCGAAAAGUACCCAUCUGUUUUGUAGAAACUCAUCCUCUUUAGUCCAGGGCCUGGGAGAGCUUCUGGAUUCUGCAGAACUUGGAAACAUUUCAUCUUUGCAUAACUCUUAAAAGCAGACAGUUUUUUGUGACUUGACAUUGCCCCUCCUUAACUCUGCUAGUACCCAUGGGGCUUUGAAGAAAGAAAUUUUGGUUCAGGAGGAGAAGAGCAAGUCCCAUCCCUCAGAUUUUUUUUGGCUUGGCUUCCAAGUUGUCUGCCAAAGAUUCCACCUUGAAGUUGCUUGUCCGGCCAUGGGACUUUAUUGAUGUGGAGGAGUAGGCUUGCUCAAAGGUAAGCACCUGCUUGACAGACUUGACCUUCACCUGACACUCUGCUGCUAGAUCUUCCUCAACGCAGGUGCUUCUUUUUCCCAGCAAGGCUGCUGGUCAUGCUUGACUUCUGUUCUCCCCUCCCCAUCACAUUUCCGCUUACUGGAUCCAAGAAAUUGGCCUUAAUUUUGCCCUUGUACAUAACAAAAGCUUCCUUUGUACACCAGGGGAAACUGCUAUCGAACUGCAACCAAGACAAGAGGUACCCCGAAUUGCUCCUUCCUGCUGUUUUGGACAAUGGUGUUAAGGGGGACUAAGCAGGAACUUUACCCUACAAUGAUUGUAUUAGAGCUCUUCUUUAGCCUCUUGUCUAGCACUUACUGACCUGAGUUGGACUGACCUGCUGUUCUGAACAUCAGAAACACUAUAAUUUCUCAUAUUGAGAAUCUAUCCUGGUCUUUAUGGGGGCUAGAUUUUGCCUCUUGCUGGUUAGCUGAUGGGAACUUCUGAAAUACUUUUAUUGCACUUUUAAUGUAGAUGUUGGCGUUGCUUUGCCAUUUAGAAUCUUACAGGGUAACGAAUGGGUGCAGAAUAUCCACUGGAUAUUGUGUCCUUGAUCCUCUGUAUCCAACAGGUUUGGGUAUAUGGGGUGAAGAAAUGCCAGUUUUGUACUUUUGUAUUAGUUCCACUUUCAGCUGCUUUGACAAAGGAACAGAUUGAAUCAGAUUUCAAAACGGGGGCCAAAACAGGGCCCUGAAAAUGCUGAAACAAAGCCAGGCUGCAUUUCUCUUAGGUAGGGCUACAGUAUGUGCUUAGAAUUCGAAACUAAAAUACUCGUUAUGUAACUGGAAUGUACUGUGCAGUCUAAGUAAUACUGGACAAAAUUGCACAACUUUCUCACUGCAAAAAUAACUGUAGGGGUUUUCUUGUAGAAUUUGGAUUGCUUUUGCAUUUAGCGAGGUAGCCUAGUUACUCUUCUGCAGCAAACGCAACAAGGAGUGUUUGGCACCUGUGAGGUUCACC